Camelus dromedarius (Arabian camel) is the source of this 2717-nucleotide messenger RNA. It is a transcript of the gene AFG1L, whose product is annotated as AFG1 like ATPase. Gene Ontology annotation, molecular function: ATP binding; ATP hydrolysis activity. Lineage: Eukaryota; Metazoa; Chordata; Mammalia; Artiodactyla; Camelidae. The transcript has 13 exons. Bases 219 to 1736 code for a protein of 505 amino acids. Gene Ontology annotation, cellular component: cytoplasm; mitochondrion. The record is from RefSeq and is a predicted model, not a curated record.
GGGCAGCCUUGUGGGACUGAGUCUUUAACCUGUGGGGUCUAUGCUAACUCCAGGUAAUUAGUGUCAGAAUUGAAUUGAAUCGUUGGACCCUCAGCUGGGGUUGGAGAAUCAGAGGCUUUGGAGAUGAUGUUAAGCCAUUCUAGUAGCACAUUGGAUAGUCCCUCUCCUUCUCUCAAAGGUAAAAAGUUCUCUCUAUUUCCACCAUCAGUGAGGGCUCCAUGUAUGAUUGCUCCCCGGACCAUCUAAGAGUUUGGAGUCUCAGGGAGAUUAAUACUUCAGCUGAACACAUCUUCACACUGAUUUUCUUUGUAUAUUUGUUCACAGUUUUAUUUAAAGAGGAGAUGAGACCUGGAGCAAGCCAGGUUCUGCUUGCACGCCUCAGUCAGCAAAACAAGCCUGCUGGCAUCGUGGCUCGCUCUCAGAAGGCAGCCUAUAUAGUUCAGACCCCCGAGAAUAUGUCUCCAACUGCUGCUACAGAGGCUUAUUCAAAAGCUUUGGCUGUUUGCCAUGGACCAUUGGACCACUAUGACUUUCUGAUCAAAGCUCGUGAGCUAAAUGAUGAUGAAAAUCAAAGAAGAGUCAUACAGUGUUUGCAGAAAUUACAUGAGGACCUUAAAGGAUACAGUAUAGAGGCAGAAGGCCUUUUUUCAAAGCUUUUUUCAAGGAGAAAACCUCCAAGGGGCCUGUAUGUUUAUGGAGAUGUUGGUACAGGGAAAACAAUGGUGAUGGACAUGUUUUAUGCUUAUGUGGAAAUAAAGAGGAAAAAACGGGUUCAUUUUCAUGGUUUCAUGCUAGAUGUUCACGAAAGAAUACACCGCCUUAAACAGAGUUUGCCAAGAAGGAAACCAGGAUUCAUGGCUAAAUCAUAUGAUCCAGUAGCUCCCAUAGCUGAAGAAAUCAGUGAAGAAGCAUGUCUCUUAUGUUUCGAUGAAUUUCAGGUCACUGACAUUGCUGAUGCCAUGAUUCUGAAACAGCUUUUUGAAAAUCUGUUCAAAAAUGGGGUCGUCGUUGUGGCAACAUCCAACAGGCCACCGGAAGAUCUCUAUAAAAAUGGACUCCAAAGAGCUAACUUUGUACCAUUCAUAGCUGUCCUGAAGGAAUACUGUAAUACAGUCCAGCUAGAUUCUGGGAUAGAUUAUCGGAAAAGAGAACUUCCUGCUGCAGGAAAGCUCUACUACCUCACAAGUGAAGCUGAUGUGGAGGCUGUCAUGGAUAAGUUGUUUGAUGAGCUGGCUCAGAAACAAAAUGAUUUAACUAGACCAAGGAUUCUAAAAGUGCAAGGCAGAGAGCUGCGGCUGAAUAAAGCCUGUGGAACCAUUGCCGACUGCACAUUUGAAGAGCUCUGUGAGAGACCACUUGGAGCCAGUGACUAUUUGGAACUGUCAAAGAAUUUUGAUACAGUAUUUUUACGAAACAUUCCACAGUUUACCCUGGCGAAGAGGACUCAAGCCCGGAGAUUCAUAACUCUCAUUGAUAACUUCUAUGAUUUCAAGGUGCGCGUAAUUUGCUCUGCAUUGACUCCUAUAUCAAGCUUAUUUUUGCAUCAACAUCAUGACAGUGAGUUGGAGCAAAGCAGAAUACUGAUGGAUGAUUUGGGGCUGAGCCAGGACUCAGCGGAAGGACUCUCAAUGUUUACUGGAGAAGAGGAAAUCUUUGCAUUUCAGCGCACAGUUUCCCGGCUCACAGAAAUGCAGACUGAACAGUACUGGAAUGAAGGGGACAGAAGCAAGAAGUAACCGACACUGUUGCAUGAAUAAAACUCUGGGCAAAUGAUUACUGCAGGGAGAACUUUUUAUUACGGGACUUGAAUCAUUUUUCUCAUCAUUAAUUAUGCACUUUGUCCUCUGGACCAUUUUUAUCUAAAAUUGCUGUUGAAGAUGUAGUAGAUUAGUAAGUUAAAGUCAUUCUUAGGUCUAUGUUUUGCCUAUUUAUUUGGCCUUAUUUCUGCACCACAAAAUUAAAAUCAGCACCCUGAAGGUGAAUGUAGGACCAGAUAUUUUGGCUUCUUAUUAAGCCACCUGAAUGAACCUUGAAUACACACACACUCGGUAAAUGCAGGAUGCCUGGACAUCUCUGAGCUUUGGCUACAUGGUAGCCCUAUGAUAGAAACAUCUUUUAUGAGACAGGAGAAAAAAAACCCAAAUUUCACUUCAAAACAAAGAAAGCCUUCUGGUCUUACUUUAAACUAAAGUCAGUAACAUUUUAGAAUGUGGACUUCUCCGUGUGAUUGUAGGGGGCUAUAAAUCAUACUGAAUCUCCUAGGCCUUCAGACUUCCUUAGACAGGGAGUAUGUUUUUUACCCUGAGUUCAAGCUUGGCAGGCAGGACCUGAUCUCCAGUGGACACAGAGUUGCCUGAAAAAAAUCAAGGAUUAUGGCACCAUAGAAUAAGGAGCAAGGGUGUCAAAUUCCAACUGACAGGCAGAUCCCCCAACUCUGACAGCCAGAAGGACAGACACCAGGAAUGGGGACCAGUGAGAGAGUGUCAGGAGGGGCAGAGUCCUGGACACACGAGGCUACAAAGUGGAUUCCUGCUCCCCUGAGGCUACAGGACCAUGGGGACCUCGGCUCCUCCCCGCUGCUCAUAUGCAUUUUCCUCUGGUCGCAGGAUGCUGCUCCUACCCCUGCCUCUGCUGCUGUGGUGCAAUGGGCCUAAUAGUAAAAAGGAAAGACCGCUUGACGAACCUACUUAAAUAAAAUCUGAUUUGUCCUCCUUUGA